UUUUUAUCCAAACAACCGCGCGUUGCAUACAUCGCGAAAAAUCUGCCUAUCGCUUGAUAAGUACACGAAGCCCCGAAGCGUUGCCCCGAGUUCUGUAAGGUUCCGAUCCUUGCGAGGAUUAGAAAGCAUGUGUACCUACCUGCGUGACUCUGUCUAUUUCUGACACUCCCGCGAUCGCAGAUCACGCCGAUUAUACCGUUUGUACGAAGGAUAAAUUUUACUUCCAGUUGCAUAAAUAAAGAAUCUGAGGGUGUCGAGGAUGUAUUGGACGUAUAGUCAGGUCCUGACGCUUCUCCUGACAACCCUAAUCGUGGACGGAGGAUCUCUGACAAAGCAAGAAAGUCCCGAGGUGAAGACGUCGAGGAAUAUAAAACGCUCGCCGUUAGAGUUGGGGUUAGUUUCAUUCGAGCUGGACCCAAGCCACGGCGGACAUUUCAGAGUGAUCCACAAAAGCAUUCCGGUUACGUCAAAGUCCCGUACAAUUUCAACAACAUCGACAGUUUCGAGCGAUAAACAUCCAGCCGGGGAUCACGUCCUGAUUCCCGUGGAUCUGGCUAACAACGAGCAUCACGUGAUCUUCCCCAUCGUUGACAAGAUCCAUCAAAUCGAUCCGAGGGUCGUCGUUGACCACAAAGAGCUCCUGCUCGACCACGCGGCAAAAGUUGUUCUUGACCAGAAGCACCUGGUCCUCGAUAGAUCCUCGGAGAAAACCAUCGUCCUCGCGCCCAGACCCCUCGUCUUGAGUCCUUCGGGACACCGGAACCUCAUCGUUGGAGAGCCCAACUCCCACACGGUGUUCUUCGCGCACAAGCCAGUCCUGGUGGGCCGAAACGAGCACGGAACUAACGUCCUUGUUCACUCACGAUCAAAAACGUUAGUCCACAAGAACAUUGGCCUCGGAGGCAACAGGGCCGUCUUGCGCACCCCGAAGAACCAAAUCCACGAGAUAAUCGUUCAUAGACACGUGUCGAAGCCGGUUCCGGAUCAUGAAGACGAAGACCAUAACGUGAACGUAUUUAGGAGCCACUAUGGUGGCUUUGGUGUUGGACUGAAUUAUGGCGGACACGGAGCAGGUCACGGCUUCCAUGUGCCUGUCUUCUGAAUUUUUUCCUCCUAAAGUUCAGCGUUAAUACGAAAGCUACGUGCCGGGAUUCCCGAUGAAGUUUUCGGGAGUAAAUUUACGGCUUACUCCCACACAACUUUUCUCGAAGGGUUAAUUCCGAAACUACAGACGUUCGCACUGGCCGAUAGUGGUCAGGAAACGAUCGCGCUUUGACUUUGCAGAAAAGUAGAAAAUUCUCGAUUUUAGUGCGGUGAGGUGAAAGCUCGUCAAAAGUUCCUCAAAUACGACGCGAUAUUGUGUGCUUGUGUGUGAAAUCAAGCUAACGAAACUAAUCGAGUUUGUCAAAACAUUUCUCAGUUUUUUAUACCGUGUGACAUGUACUUCCUUCGUUGUACCGUAUCGUGACUCUAUGCGACGUACCUUGUAAAUUAAAAAUACUUAUCGAGAACCGGACUUAUCCACCUUGAGCCUCAGCUACUCAAAAUCCUUCCACUGUUACAGCCAACGACGUAAUCAACGACAUCUUUCAUCGUGACAUUUUGAUCAUCUAAUAUUUAUGUUUCCGCGAGUAUGCAGUCUACAAAAUAAACACUUCACUUUUAAGGCGGUGAAAAUCAACGGCGUUGACAGUCCAGUCCGCCAUGUUGCACUAGGACGAUGCAGUGUUUGAUAAAACUGCACUGUUCCGAAUGAUGCCGUUUAUUAUUUAAGACCCUUCGUUUUUCACGUAACAUUGAUCAACCUCAUAUAGAAUAAAUUAACAUGAAAAUUAUAUUGUAACUCAAUCCUGAGUUUAAAUGUAAAAUUGUUAGUCACAAAUUUGGAACAAGUUCAAGGUCUUAUUUGGAUCAGUGUUUAUCAAUUUAAUCUGAACUAAAGAAAUUUAAAUUGCAAUUUAAAGUAAAAUAUCCAAACUCAAGUAUGAGGUCCUUUCACAAGUCGGGAAAAUAUUUUACGAAUUCAAUAUUUAUCCGAGAUUGCCGACACUCGAUGAGUUUAAAGAAGUUGUUAACGAAUCGUAUUUGAUGUGUAACGGAAGAAAUCUUGAUCGCUGUAUUAGGAUACAGGGUGGAUGAUAUAAAAUGGAGUAUUGCUGACAAAACAUAUAGGUAUUCGUUUGCUUUCGAGAUUGAAUUUUCGCUUUCCACAAUGUUUGAUGUUCGAAUAAAAUAAUUAUUGGCUGUUUAUAAAUCUAGGCUUGCAGUUUGUAAUUUUAUAAUUUCUCUCUCUCUCUCUCUCUCACUCAUAGAUAAUUUAUGACAUUCAUUAUAUAAUAGUUAAUUUCAACUUGAACUUGACUUCCGACUGUAAUGUAGAACAUAAAAAAAUCGCAAACUAUAAAAUUAUAUAUCUGUAGAUCUGGCAGUUUCUUUCAUUUCCACCCACCAUAUUAGUUCCGCUAUUUUAAAUUUUCUACAUUUGGUAUCAUCAAUUCCAGGAAAACUUCUGAAAAAAAAUUGACGGUAAAAUCAACAAUGGGUUUGGCUACAUGACCCGGGUCACGUGUCAAGAUGGUUAAUAAUCAUAAUAUAGCCGCAAAUUUUUCAAUUUGCCAACAAAUUUCGAAGACAUGAAAGAAUUUUUAGAAGCACAAUUAUUUCUGCCAUGCACAUACGCGUU
Messenger RNA from Neodiprion virginianus, 2683 nucleotides. RefSeq lists its product as uncharacterized. Bases 260 to 1102 code for a protein of 280 amino acids. The record is from RefSeq and is a predicted model, not a curated record. The transcript is spliced from 3 exons. NCBI's taxonomy places the organism in Eukaryota, Metazoa, Arthropoda, Insecta, Hymenoptera, Diprionidae.